Messenger RNA from Labeo rohita (rohu), 3245 nucleotides. RefSeq names its product 6-phosphofructo-2-kinase/fructose-2,6-biphosphatase 2a (gene pfkfb2a). The record is from RefSeq and is a predicted model, not a curated record. Gene Ontology annotation, cellular component: cytosol. The coding region runs from base 229 to 1797 and encodes 522 amino acids. Gene Ontology annotation, molecular function: 6-phosphofructo-2-kinase activity; ATP binding; fructose-2,6-bisphosphate 2-phosphatase activity. Gene Ontology annotation, biological process: fructose metabolic process; fructose 2,6-bisphosphate metabolic process. Lineage: Eukaryota; Metazoa; Chordata; Actinopteri; Cypriniformes; Cyprinidae. The transcript is spliced from 16 exons.
UCUAUUACCGUGGGCAUCUCCAACAGACACGAACACUUCCUGAAACACAGCGGUCAUAUCAAGUCCGCUCUGUCCCAGAGCUUUAAUGGAAACACAAUUUUAGCAGCGUUUGAAUGGGGAGUGAUCGGUGUGUUUGUGUUCUCUCCGCAGCGGGGUAGACUGACCUCUGAUGACCUGAGCUGACCCUCACUCUUGUCCGUCAAGAUCGUCAAUCUGCACCUAAAAGUCAUGGACAAUUCAAAUGACAGCAAGAAGGCGGAGCCCAGAGUCAAUGAGAAGAAAUGCUCAUGGGCGUCAUACAUGACCAACUCCCCUACUGUCAUUGUAUUGAUCGGCCUUCCUGCCAGAGGAAAGACAUACAUAUCUAAGAAGUUGACACGAUACCUCAACUGGAUCGGGGUUCCCACGAAAGUUUUUAACCUAGGUGUUUAUAGACGUGAGGCGGUUCAGUCGUACAAAUCUUACGACUUCUUCCGUCAUGAUAAUGAAGAGGCCAUGAAAAUCAGAAAACAGUGUGCCAUCGUGGCUCUACAGGAUGUGAAAUCUUAUCUGAAUGAGGAGGGAGGGCAGAUCGCUGUUUUUGAUGCCACAAACACAACCAGAGAGAGAAGGAACCUCAUCUUGAAUUUUGCAAAGGAAAAUGCAUACAAGGUGUUUUUUGUAGAGUCGCUCUGUGACGACCCAGAAGUCAUUGCUGCCAACAUACUGGAUGUGAAGGUUUCCAGCCCUGAUUAUCCUGAGAGAGACCGGGAGAGCGUGAUGGAGGAUUUCCUGAAGAGAAUCGAGUGUUAUAAAGUCACAUAUCAGCCACUAGACCCAGAUGAUCAUGACAAGGACCUGUCCUUCAUCCAGGUGAUCAACGUCGGCCAGCGUUUCCUGGUGAACCGUGUUCAGGAUUACAUCCAGAGCAAGAUCGUCUACUACCUCAUGAAUAUUCACGUUCAGAAACACUCCAUCUACCUCUGCCGCCACGGCGAGAGCCAGCACAACUUGCAGGGCUGCAUCGGAGGAGAUUCGGAGCUCUCCAGCAGAGGAAAAGAGUUUUCUAAAGCACUGCGUGGGUUCCUGGAAACCCAGAAGAUCCCGGACCUAAAGGUGUGGACCAGUCAGCUCAGACGCACCAUCCAGACGGCCGAGGAGCUGGGCGUCCCUUAUGAGCAGUGGAAAAUACUCAACGAGAUUGACGCUGGCAUCUGUGAGGAAAUGACAUAUGAAAAGAUUAAAGAAACAUAUCCAGAUGAAUAUUCUCUCAGAGACCAGGACAAAUACCAUUACAGAUACCCAGGAGGAGAGUCCUAUCAGGAUCUAGUGCAGCGGCUGGAGCCCGUAAUCAUGGAGCUGGAGAGACAAGGCAACGUGCUGGUCAUCUGCCACCAGGCCGUCAUGCGCUGCCUCCUCGCCUACUUCCUGGACAAGAGCGCUGAUGAUUUGCCAUAUCUGAAGUGCCCCCUCCAUGUGGUCCUGAAACUCACCCCAGUGGCUUAUGGUUGUAAAGUCGACAUGUUUGACCUGAAAGUAGAAGCUGUAAACACACAUCGGAACAGACCACUCGGAAGCUCCAGACAGGAAGUGCCGCCCACUCUGCUGAGAAGGAACAGCUUUACACCACUGUCUAGUCAGGAUCAAAUCAAGCGACCCCGCCUCUUCAGUGUCGGCAACCCGCCCCGGUUAGCGAGCGUUCCUGCUUUAUCAACUACGCAAUUCCCGGAGGCGCAGGAGAGCGAGGAACUGAGCGAGAGCCAGGAAAUACUGAACUGCUUCGCCCCGUCGGACUCGAAAGAUGCCGUCCAAGAGUGAUGACACAAAGCGGUGUUACGCCCGUAAAAUGAAAUGUUUUCUCCAGACAUGAUUCAACUGUUGACGCCCGCUCAAAAUCAGCACAAGUGAACACUGCUUUAUGUAACAUUACUAGCGCCGGCGACGCCUCCAUGCGCUCUUCUCAACCCUCAUCCGUCCACAGUGUUUGGAAGUACGGUAAAAUCACAACAACAUGUGAGUUACUGAUUGAAAUACUCAACUAUUAAAGCAAGGAAGAUUCGCUCGUGCCGUUGAUCAGAUUGACAGCCCGCGGGACCAAUUAGAGCGCGGCUGAACUGAUUGAGUGGGCGUGGCUUGUGCCAGUUAAGCUGAUUGGCUCUCGAAGAUUUUUCAUUUUGCGCUCUUCAUACUGCCUUAGUACGGAUUGACUCAGGCCAAAUUUGAUUGGAUAUUAUGUAAAUGAUUGUAUAAUUAUAAUUUAGCUGUUAAUUGAUUGUGAUGUUCUUUCUGUCUGUAUUUACAUUCUGCUUUCUGGUUUUGAUUGGUGUGCAGAAUGUCGUAUUGAAUUUAAUGAAUGUCGUAUUGCAGUCGUAUGAUGUCAUAGGUCAUGUGACAGAGGAAAGGUUCGUUUAAUUUACGCUCUGCUGGUUUUUCUUCCAUCAGGCUUAUUCAUAAGAAUAACAUCAGGGUUAUAAUUAUAAAUAACAGUUUUAUUUGUUAUUAAUAAGUGAAACUUGAAAUGUGAUUAAGUCUUUUAAUGAAUGUGUUUUCACUGGUUCUUUUUAUAACACAUACGCAUAGAGUCGUUAUUUACAGAAUUAUCUUGUCAGUGUUUUUUCAAUGGCUCUGCAAGAAUGUCUACUACUACUGAGAAUAUUGAAACUCAUGCUGUUAUUAGUUUUCAUGUUUGUUAUUUAGAUGAUCUUUCAUUAUAAAAUUAUUUAUACAUGGUUUUAUCUAGCAUCGGAUCUAGAAGGAUGUUCUUAAAGCGCAUUUUAAAUUGUUUUAUCAUAAUAAUUUGAGUUCGUGUUGCCAGAUUUUUUCAUUUCCGAGCAUGUUCUUAAUACUCGUUAAAUGUUAUGAUGGUCUGUUAAGAACAUGUUCCUGUCAAUCGAAGGCUGCGUUGUUGUUGCUUCGCGCAGCUUAUGCAUUUUUAAUGCAAAUGUUAAAAAGUGUGAUUGCAUGAUUGGAUAUGAUCAAGUGCCUUUGCUUCGCAACCAAUGUGUAACCAAAUCAGAGCCUAACAGAAGUGCAGAUUCUUGGAUCCAAAAAACACAUUUACCUCGGAGCCAAGUCCUUUGUUUUAAUUUAUUGUGUUGCAAAAAAUAUGUUUUGUGUUCUGUGACGUUGUCAGGAAAACAGCAUCACUAUAUAAUGUCAUGCUAAUCUAGAGAUAACAUUUUGUGAUCUAAUAAAUCAAUCUGUGAUGCAAGUAAAAUUUUUUUGUCAUUUAAUAGCAAUUAAAAUUGGUAUACUAUUAUAGUUUU